AAGAAAAUAUCCCGAAAAAAGAAAUAACAUCUUCACCUUUUCCUUGUUUGUGUUAAAAAUGUCUCUGACGCCCGUCUAUCCGAACCAGGCCACAACCAUGACUUCUUUCUUGGCUAACGGUAGUGUUUCAAGCUUGUCUCCCAAAGCACCCAAACCCAACCAUGAAUCACCUAAACUCCCAAAAGCGUUUCGCCUGAUAUCCCCAAUUCCCAAGUUCCAAAACCCCAGAAUCCCAACUUCAAGGCCCUUCAAGAUUCGAGCGGAUGUCGGGUAUUCGGGUCCGACUUCUUCUUCUUCUUCUUCGUCUGCUUCACCCGGUAAGUCCUCGAUUUCAACUCCUAUUACUGCACCAUCAACAGCUACGGCCAAUGAGAAAAUCCAGGAAAUUCUUCGUAACGUUGAGUAUGAUAAGAAAUUCGGUUUUAAUAUGGAUAUCGAUUCGUUUUCGAUCCCUAAAGGGCUUUCGAAGGAGACGAUCCGAUUGAUUUCUUCGCUUAAAGAAGAACCUGAUUGGAUGCUUGAGUUUAGAUUGAAUGCCUUUGAGAAAUUCUUGAAAAUGAGAGAGCCCAAAUGGUCCGAUAACCGAUAUUCACCUAUUGAUUUGCAAGAUAUAUGUUAUUACUCGGCACCCAAGAAAAAACCCUCUUUGAAUAGCCUUGACGAGGCUGACCCGGAACUCAUUCGGUACUUCGAUAAAUUGGGUGUACCUUUGAAUGAGCAGAAUCGAUUAGCUAAUGUUGCCGUUGAUGCCGUUCUCGAUAGCGUGUCGAUUGCCACGACGCAUAGGAAGACAUUAGAGAAGGCCGGCGUGAUAUUUUGCUCGAUAUCUGAGGCGAUUAGGGAGUACCCAGAUUUGGUUAGGAAGUAUUUGGGGAGAGUAGUGCCUAGUGAGGAUAAUUACUACGCAGCGUUGAAUUCUGCGGUGUUUAGUGAUGGUUCAUUUUGCUAUAUUCCAAAAGACACGAAGUGCCCAAUGCAAAUUUCAACUUAUUUUCGGAUAAAUGCGUUAGAAACCGGGCAGUUUGAGAGGACAUUAAUAGUUGCAGAGGAGAGGAGUUCUGUGGAGUAUUUGGAGGGGUGUACAGCACCUUCAUAUGAUAGAAACCAGCUUCAUGCUGCUGUGGUUGAGUUGUAUUGUGAUGAGGGUGCCGAGAUUAAGUACUCCACAGUGCAGAAUUGGUAUGCGGGGGAUGAAGAAGGCAAUGGAGGAAUUUAUAAUUUUGUCACGAAACGAGGGCUUUGUGCUGGGGACCGCUCAAAGAUAUCUUGGACCCAAGUGGAAACGGGGUCUGCCAUUACAUGGAAGUAUCCAAGUGUUGUUUUGGAGGGAGAUGAUACUGUGGGUGAAUUCUAUUCAGUAGCAUUGACUAAUAAUCAUCAGCAGGCAGACACCGGGACAAAGAUGAUACACAAAGGGAAGAAUACCAGAAGUAGGAUUAUUUCUAAAGGUAUAUCGGUUGGGAAUUCAAGGAACUGCUAUAGGGGUCUCGUUCAGGUUCAGUCAAAGGCAGAGAAUGCUCGGAAUUCCUCUCAGUGCGAUUCAAUGCUUAUUGGUGACAAUGCAGCUGCGAAUACAUAUCCAUAUAUCCAGGUGAAGAAUCCAACUGCUCGAAUUGAACACGAAGCCAGUACCUCCAAAAUUGGUGAAGAUCAGCUGUUUUACUUUCAGCAGAGGGGCAUUGACUACGAGAAAGCCAUGGCUGCCAUGAUUUCUGGGUUUUGCAGAGACGUGUUCAAUGAGCUUCCGGAUGAGUUUGGUUCUGAGGUGAAUCAACUCAUGAGCUUGAAGCUUGAAGGAUCAGUUGGUUAGCUAUUAAGGUCUUAGUCAAAAAGCUCAUGCUUGUUGGAGGAAAUUUAGGUCUUUUUGUCAAGAGGUCUUAGGAUUAUUGAGCAAAUAUCUGUAUUAGACAAUGUGAAUGGUAUGGAUAGCGUGUACAUAAAAAUAAUAGUUGUUAUAAGUCAAUUUGCAUGUUGUCUAUUAA
This is a messenger RNA of Carya illinoinensis, 1982 nucleotides long. Its product is annotated as UPF0051 protein ABCI8, chloroplastic-like. Gene Ontology annotation, biological process: iron-sulfur cluster assembly. The record is from RefSeq and is a predicted model, not a curated record. The coding region runs from base 59 to 1810 and encodes 583 amino acids. Lineage: Eukaryota; Viridiplantae; Streptophyta; Magnoliopsida; Fagales; Juglandaceae. The transcript is spliced from 2 exons.